AUGGCGCUGGAUCACCACCCCGUUCAGAAUAGCGAGGUUUACGUCCUGAACUCUUCACACGCCCCGUCUAUGCCACCACCGUCCCCGCCAUCACUAGCUACACCAUGUGAAGAACUCUCAUCUUCUCUGACCGAUCUAUGCUCCAUCACACCUCCAGAGCCGCAGGAGUCAUGCUCAAAAUUCAAUUCGAGGCUCACAAAUGCAGUGCACGUGUUGAGUACCGAGGCUACAUCCCUCUCCCGCUUAACAAUGCUAUAUGAGACGGAUCCAAUCGCAAGACGAGGAUUCAACUCGGCCGUGGAGACAAUUACAAGAUACGGAGGUAGGAAGGGAAAGGUCCUCGUCUGUGGAGUUGGCAAAAGCGGACAUAUCGGCGUCAAACUCGUCGCUACAUUCCUAAGUCUCAAAAUCCCAGCAGUCUUCCUACAUCCCACGGAAGCACUACAUGGAGACCUAGGUGCCGUCAACGACCACGACACCAUUCUCUUCAUAUCCAACUCCGGCAAGACCGGCGAACUCCUCGCUCUCCUCCCACACUUCGACACCUCCCUCCCAACCAUCAUCAUGACUUCCCACACGCACCCCUCAAACUGCGAAAUCAUCAAGCAACGCCCCGGAACCAUCCUCCUCCCAGCACCAAUCCACAUCUCCGAAACCGAUGCAUUCGGCGUCAACGCGCCCACCAUCUCCACAACCAUGGCCCUCGCUCUUGGCGACGCCCUCGCCAUCGCCGUCUCCCGCGAACUGCACAGUAACCUAGCCAGCGUAUUCCUCAAGAACCACCCCGGCGGCGCCAUCGGCGCCGCGAUCCAAGCGCCCAAAAAGCUCUCCGACAUGGCCAUCUCCCUUAUCGACAUGCCCGAAGUCAGCAGCACGUUUACCUUCUCGCGCGUCUUGCUAUCGGCGUACCAGUCCACGACGGGGUGGGCAAGGCAGGGCAGUGAUGUGGUGGUGAGUCCGAGGCGCAUCAAGAAGCUGCGGGCGACGGAUAUGGAGGAGCCGGCCGUGUGUGUCCGGGGCUUGAUGGUGCCGCGCUGUGAAUGGAUCCCUGUGUCUGCUGACAUGGAUGUGAGCGAGGCGGUGGAGUGGAUCGAAAGGACGAGGCGGUCGUUGGGGGAUGCUAGGUUUGGGGACGAUGCUAUUCUGGUUACUAUGGAUGAGGAUGAGGUUUGUGGUGUGGUUGAGAUUGGCGAGGUGCUGAGUUCAUGA
Messenger RNA from Lachnellula hyalina, 1209 nucleotides. It is a transcript of the gene kdsD, whose product is annotated as Arabinose 5-phosphate isomerase. The coding region runs from base 1 to 1209 and encodes 402 amino acids. The record is from RefSeq and is a predicted model, not a curated record. Gene Ontology annotation, biological process: carbohydrate derivative metabolic process. The transcript has a single exon. NCBI's taxonomy places the organism in Eukaryota, Fungi, Ascomycota, Leotiomycetes, Helotiales, Lachnaceae. Gene Ontology annotation, molecular function: carbohydrate derivative binding.